UUUUAAAACCGACGUUGGACGUCGGUUAGUCACUGUUAAGACACGCGUCGCGACGCCGAGAUAUUUUGAUACGCCGCGUUCAACAUGUAAAUAAAAAUAGAUUCGGUUGUAUGGGAAAUUCAAUUAUUAUAUUUUUCUGUAUAAAAAACGUGCUUUUUUAGGAUGAAGUCAUAGUUAAUUUACUUUUAUCAUGACGAUCAGUCACCUAAAAAUCAAUAAAACCCAAACAAAAUGCUACUAAAUCCAUAACAAAGAAUCAACAAUGAACGAAGGCGUCAAUUCUCCGAAUGAAACAACGAAAAAGCCAUCAAAGAAAUCCAAACUUGAACGUAGCAUCAAACUACCGACCCCACCACCAGAUCCAUGGGAUAAUGUCCACACAACUUAUCCGAAAACGCCGGGUCCAGGAAAAGAUGCUGAGGACAAAGAAAAAACUGAGAGGUCCAGUGACAAAGACAAAGAACUUUUCGAAUACAUCGAAUCGUUGCACAAAAGUCUUUAUUCCAGAACUUCAUCGGCUUUUGCUCCAGCCAUAGUUACAGAAGAAGCGUUCGAUCAUAUGGAGAGAUUGUACAAAUUGAUGGAUCAAAUGUUAGAGUUGAGAGAUCAAAACGUAAAGCUUCAUAGGAGAAUUCGUGAUUUGGAACACCUUAAUCAGCUCGAAAGAUUGACUCUAAAUCCAGACGCGGCUGAAGAAGACUAUCCUGAUUUGGAAAGGGAUACUGCUUUUGCUGAAGCUAUAUUGGAUUCCAUGUUACAAGAUCCUAAAAAUAAGGAUCUCCCAAAAUACAAAGCUGAACGUCAUUCGUUACUGAAAAGGCAUCGUAGUGGUUCAGGACCAGAUAAACAAGUUGCAGAUGUUGCUCUUCUAGCAGAAAGAGAAAAAAAAGUUCGAAGGGAUUCGAAAUGUGACAAACAAUCGAAAGUAUCCAAAUGGACUAAAGUUAAAGCGGCUUUUAGGUAA
Molecule: messenger RNA, 964 nt
Organism: Ceutorhynchus assimilis (cabbage seed weevil)
Lineage: Eukaryota; Metazoa; Arthropoda; Insecta; Coleoptera; Curculionidae
Source: the annotation of a GenBank genome assembly